This is a messenger RNA of Spizellomyces punctatus DAOM BR117, 1239 nucleotides long. RefSeq lists its product as uncharacterized. Gene Ontology annotation, cellular component: cytosol; COP9 signalosome. The transcript is spliced from 3 exons. The record is from RefSeq and is a predicted model, not a curated record. Bases 1 to 1239 code for a protein of 412 amino acids. Lineage: Eukaryota; Fungi; Chytridiomycota; Chytridiomycetes; Spizellomycetales; Spizellomycetaceae.
AUGUCCAAUGUAAAUGAACAGCUCUCUGCCAUCGCCAGUUCUGCCCAGCAGAAAGAGCGUCCGGCGCAUUACCGCUCGCUCUUGGAGUCAAUUCUGUCUCCGUCCAACCGAUUUCUCGACGAGCAAACCAUAAGGGCGCUUCAAGAGAUCAUUUCGCACGCGAUUGAUGAAAGUGUUGGCUUGGUGGCCUCUCGACAGCUUUUACAGGAUUUUAUCACUCUCUUUGGGGGGUGGGGCCAGGGGAAAGAUGGUGAGGUGGUCAAGCAAGUAUGGGGCUUUGCUUUAGAUACGAUGCAGAGCCGGGCUGUCGCGUUUGAGGAGCAGAUAUCGAGUGUCCGCGAAAAGCUCGCUGCAAUUUAUGAAGAAGAGGAAAACUGGUCAGAAGCGGCAAAGAUGCUCCAGGGCAUCCCACUGGAUUCGGGCCACCGAAACGUAUCCCAAGACUACAAGCUACGGAUAUACAUUCACAUUGUUCGUCUACUUCUGGAGGAAGAGGAUGCGGUUUCAGCAGAGACCUAUAUGAAUCGGGCAGCUUUAUUGAUUGUCAACAGUGCUGAUUCAGAGAUGCAAAUCCACUUCAAGUCAUCCCAAGCGCGGAUUCUAGACUACAAGCGAAACUUUUUGCAAGCGGCGUCCAAAUAUCAUGAGCUGUCUUAUAUGAGUGAAAUCCACGACUCGGUUCGAAUAACGCUGCUAAUACAGGCAGUUACGUGUACAGUCUUGGCCGGUGCGGGACCACAGCGAAGUCGAAUGCUUGCUACCUUGUACAAAGAUGAGCGUGUACGUGAACGACCGGAACUCAAAGAAGGUGGAGUGUAUGGGAUUCUGGAGAAGAUGUACCUGGGUCGGGUCCUCCGAAAAUCUGAGGUCGAAGAGUUUGCGGGUACACUUGCACCACAUCAGCUAGCGAAACUCGGUGACGGAACAACUGUGCUAGACCGUGCGGUUAUUGAGCAUAACCUUCUGUCUGCGAGUAAGCUAUACAACAAUAUCACAUUUCAAGAACUGGGAAGUCUACUGGCGAUUUCCGCAGAGCAAGCGGAACAGACAGCAAGCAAGAUGAUUGUCGAAGGAAAUUUGAGUGGAACGAUAGAUCAGAUUGACCGGUUGAUUCAUUUCAAGAAAGCACACGUCUUGCCCUCUUGGGAUGCCCAAGUGUCGGGCCUCUGUCAUCACCUUGAUGGAGUCGUCGAAAGCAUACAGACCAAGUACCCGGAUUGGGUUGCAGGAAGAUCAUAG